Messenger RNA from Acanthopagrus latus (yellowfin seabream), 7575 nucleotides. Its product is annotated as lipoxygenase homology domain-containing protein 1. Gene Ontology annotation, molecular function: protein binding. The record is from RefSeq and is a predicted model, not a curated record. The transcript is spliced from 41 exons. Lineage: Eukaryota; Metazoa; Chordata; Actinopteri; Spariformes; Sparidae. The coding region runs from base 426 to 7259 and encodes 2277 amino acids.
CUUCGGAGGAAACCGAAGAAGUCGAUGACGAAGUGGAGGAGACGGAGCCAAAGUUAAAGGAGAGGAGCAACGGUGUGACCCACGGGGACACCACAAAAGGGGAGAAGAGCCGGAAGAAACACAAGGGCGCCGAGAGUCCGGAGAGUCAGGAGUCCCCGGAGGGAGAGGAGAAGAAGAAGAAAAGAGAGGGCGACAAAGCAAAAGAGAAAAAGAAGAAGAAGAAGAAACCAGAUGAUGAUGCUGAAGCUGGCGCUGUGAUUGAAGAUGAGGCAGAGGAUGGCGAGCAGAACAAUAAUGAGCCCAAGACCAGUUCCAAGAGGGAGAAAUCACAGAAGCUCAAAGAGGAAGUGACUGAGGGAGUGAAGGAGGAAAAGAAGAAAAAGAAGAAGAAACCCUCAGCGGAGAAUCAGGAGGGAGAGGGCGAGAUGGGGUCCAAGGACAAGAAGUCCAAGGACGGCAAGAAGAAGAAGAAGUCUCACAACGACGACGACGAGGAGCCCCUGAUUGAGGAGCAGGAAGAGGAGGAGGACUCGAAGAAAAAGAAAAAGAAGAAGGCGAAGAAGGGAUCGGCGGACAGCGACGAAGACAAAAAGAAAAAGGGUAAAAAAUCCAAAAACAAGCAGGUGGACUAUGCUGUGCUCUACCAGAAUGAGCUGCUGGACUAUCACACAGACUCUUCCGAUGGAUACGAGGACGAGUACUACAAAAAGAAAGUGUACGAGGUGGUCACUAUCACCGGUGAUGUGAAGGGAGCGGGGACGGAUGCUAAUGUGUUUGUCACCCUUUUUGGAGACUUUGGCGUGACGCCCAAGGUUCACCUGGCAAGCAAAAGCCGGACUGCAUUUGAGAAGAAUAAGACGGAUGUUUUCCGCAUCAAAACACACAACGUGGGGCCUCUGAAGAAGCUGAGGAUCGAGCACGACAACACGGGGAUGAACGCCAGCUGGUUCUUGGACCGGGUGGUGGUGACCGACAUGAACCGGCCCCAUCUGCGCUUCUAUUUCGCCUGCAACAACUGGCUGAGCCGGGAGGAGGGGGACAACCUGUUUGUCAGGGACCUGCUGGGCAGCAUGAACCCCAUGGACGUCCCAAAAUUAAAUAAAUACAUAGUGAGCGUGUUCACCGCCGACAUGAAGGGGAGUGGAACCGACGCUGACGUCUUCCUCAACAUCUUUGGAGAGAACGGUGACACAGGAGAGAGACGACUGGACAGUGACAAAGACAACUUCGAACGUGGGUCAGAGGACAAGUUCACGAUAGAGGCGCCGAACCUGGGGAGGCUGAGGAAAAUCACCAUCGGACACAACAACAGAGGCUCCUCAGCUGGAUGGUUUCUGGAUAAGGUGGUGAUUGAUGACAUGGGGAAUAAGGAAGUGUACGAGUUCCCAGUUAAUCGCUGGUUUGCAAUGGAUGAGUGUGACGGCAAAAUACAGAGAGACGUGCUGGUCGGGUCGAUGCAGCCAAUGGGAAUCAUAUACAAUGUCCAAGUGAUGACUGGAGAUGUGAGGGGUGCAGGCACCAACUCUAAGAUCCACAUGGUCAUGCACGGCGCCAAGGGCUUGAAGAACAGUGGCAAAGUCUUCCUGGAGGGCGGUGCGUUCGAGCGCGGCCUCAUCGACAUUUUCAACGUGGAGAUCUGCGAACUGAUUAGCCCGCUCAGCAGGGUCACCAUCGGGCACGACAACGGGGCUGUCGGUGCCGGAUGGUACUGUGAAAAGGUGGUGAUAUACUGUCCGUUCACGGGCACUGAGCAGACAUUUCCGUGCGGGAUGUGGCUGGACGAGGACGAGGGGGACGGGCUGAUUGAGAGGGAGCUGUACGAGAUGGUCUCGCUGAGGCAGAAAAAACAGAAGAAGUACCCAUGGUCCCUCUGGAUCUGGACCUCAGAUGUGAAGGGGGCCGGGACAGAUGCGCAGGUGUUCCUGCAGAUCUACGGAGAGAAGGGCAAAUCUGAUGAGAUCAAACUGGAAAACAACUCAGACAGUUUUGAACAGGCCCAACUUGAUAAAUUCAUGAUUGAAAUGCCGGACAUAGGAAAACUGCUGAAACUGCGCAUCUGGCAUGAGAAGAGACACCCGUUUUCUGGAUGGCAUUUAGCGAGGGUCACUUUGCUCAAGACUCUGACGAUGGAGAAAUAUUCUUUCCAAUGUGGCCGCUGGCUGGACAUCAAUGAAGACGACAACGAGAUCGUCCGAGAGCUUCCAGCUACCGGAGCGCACAUUGAAGAGCCGCUGCCCUUGAUAAAGUAUCGUGUGACUAUCUGCACCGGCAACGUCAGCGGCAGCGGCACCGACGCCAGCGUCUUCCUCAACAUAAUCGGUGACCUGGGUGACACGGGAGAGCGACUCAUGAUCAUGAGCAAGAACAACGUCAACAAAUUUGAGAAGGGCAACCACGAUGAGUUUCUCAUUGAGUCUGUGUCCUUGGGCCAGGUGCGCAGAGUGCGCGUCGGUCACGAUGGCCGCGGCGGAGGCUGUGGUUGGUUCCUCGAUAAGGUGAUGGUCAGGGAGGAGGGCCAGCCAGAGUCGAUGGCCAUUGAGUUUCCCUGUUUCAGAUGGUUGGAUCGUAACGAGGACGAUGGACAGAUUGUCCGCGAGUUGGUUCCGGAUGGAGACGGGCUGCGUCUCUUUAAUGUCGGCUACCACAUAGCAAUCAAGACGGGCAGUGUGAACGGGGCCAGCUCGGACUCCAGGGUGUUCGUCAAGCUGUACGGGGAGAAGGGUGACACCAACAAGAUGAUACUGGCCGUCUCCGACAACGACCUCAGGAACUACUUCGAGACGGCACGCACGGACAUCUUUACCAUUGACACCUUUGACAUCGGACGGAUCAAUCGUCUCCUCAUCGGUCACACUAACGAGGGCCUGCGUGCCGGAUGGUUUCUGGACAGCGUGCAGAUCUCGGUACCGGUCCACGGGGUGCAGUACAUGUUCCCGAGCCACCGCUGGCUCUGCAAAGACGAGGCUGAUGGGAAGGUGGAGGUUGAGAUCUAUCCCAGCGAGGUCUUGGACAUUGAACAAUUGAUCAACUAUGAAGUGACGGUGGUCACGGGGGACAUGCGUUGUGCCGGCACCAAUGCCAAUGUCUUCUGUCAGAUCUAUGGAGAUGAAGGAAAAACUGAAGUCAUUUCACUCAAGAGCCGCUCCAACAACUUUGAACGUGGCACCACUGAGAUAUUCAAGAUGGAGGCUCAGGACGUCGGCAAGAUCUACAAGAUACGCAUCUAUCACGACGGGAAGGGUAUCGGGGACGGCUGGUUCCUGGAGAAGGUGGACAUCAAGAGGCUGACGAUGGCGAUGGUGCAGGUUGAGGUGAAGAAGGAGGAGACCAAGAAAGACAAGAAGAAGGACAAGAAAAAGAAGAAGAAAGAGGAAGAGGAGGAGGUGGAGAUAGUUGAGGAGCUGCAGGAAGUGGUGGAGACAUUUACUUUCCCCUGUAACCGCUGGCUGGCCAGGGAUGAGGAGGAUGGAGAGAUUGUGGUGGAGCUGCUGACUGAAGACAAUGAAGACCUGGAGGUGAACUCCUACGAGGUCCACGUGUUCACUGGGACCAUGUUCGGGGCGGGGACCGACGCCAAUGUUUACAUCAACGUCUAUGGAGAGACCGGCGACACGGGGGAGCGACGGCUCAGGAAGUCCAACAACCUGAACAAAUUUGAGAAAGGCCAGGAGGACAUUUUCAACAUCACGGCGGUCGACCUGGGGAUCCUGAAGAAGCUGAGGAUCCGACACGACAACAGCCAGGCCAGCGCCGGCUGGUUUUUGGACAGAGUGGAGAUCGUGGAUAACAAAGAUGACACCACGUACUUUUUCCCUUGUAAACGCUGGCUGGCUAUUGAUGAGGAUGAUGGACAGCUUGCCAGGGAGCUGGUUCCUGUGGACGAGGCCUUUAUGAGGAAAGGGGACGAUGACGAGGAAGACUCCGAGGCCACACUUGGUCUGGAGCAGAAAGCAAUGUCAACAACAUACACGGUGAGGAUAAAGACUGGCGACAAGAAGUACGCAGGAACUGAUGCUAAUUGUUUUAUGACCCUGUACGGCACCAAGGAUGACACAGGGAUAAUAAACCUGAAGGCUUCAAAGACCCAUAAGAACAAGUUUGAGCGGGGUAUGAUCGAUGAGUUCACGGUGGAAGCCGUGGACAUCGGGCCGCUGAAGAAGCUGUGUAUUGGACACGACAACUGUGGUGGAGGAUCCGCGGGCUGGUUCCUUGACUGGGUGGAGAUCGAUGCUCCGUCUCUCGGACAGAAACUGCGUUUCCCCUGCGGUCGCUGGCUGGACAGAGGGGAGGACGACGGGGCCAUCGUGAGGGACCUUUUCCCUAAUGCUCUGCAGACGGAGCUUUACACACCAUUCGUUCCUUACGAGAUUAAAACCUUCACGAGCGACGUGUUUGGAGCCGGCACAGAUGCAGACGUCUUCAUCGUCCUCUACGGGCGAGAUGCUGUUUGCACCCAGCAGAAGUCUCUGUGUGUCAACAAGAGGGAGAGGAUGAUGUAUUUUGAGAGAGGAGCCGAGGACAUGUUUAUUGUCGAGCUAGAGGACGUGGGGGAUGUAAUUGAGAAGAUCCGUAUCGGCCACGACAACCGUGGGGUCAACCCAGGCUGGCAUCUGGACCGGGUGGAGAUCAGACGUCUGCUCAGGAAGGGAAAGGGUUCAGAGACCGUCAUCUUCCCAUGCGAGUGCUGGCUCGCCAAGUCGGAGGACGAUGGAGAAACAGUGAGGGAGCUGGUGCCCUCCGACAUCAUCACCGAGAAACUCUCACGAGACGGAAACCUGAAAGUCACCGAAGUCGAGGUGGAGGAUGCUCUGGAGACUCACACAUACAAAGUGUCAGUGAUGACGGGUGAUGUGUACGGCGGCGGCACCGACGCCAACGUCUUUCUCACGAUCUACGGGGACCUUGGGGACACAGGGGAGAGGAAGCUCAGCAAGUCGGAGACCAACAGCAACAAGUUUGAACGAGGAUCUGUGGACAAGUUCACUAUAGAGGCCGUUGACCUCGGACAGGUCUUCAAGAUCAAAAUCCGCCACGAUAACAGUCUGGUGAGUCCCGACUGGUACCUGGACCAGGUGGAGGUGCUGGACGAGGAUACAGAAGAGGUCUUUCUCUUCUUAUGUGAGCGCUGGCUGUCCAGGAAGAGGGAGGACCGGCGCAUUGAGAGAGUCUUCUAUGUCAAGGGUUAUGAAGGAGUCCGAGAGGGCCUGAAUAGUAAAAAGAACCCGGCCCUGACGGCAAAGAGUGUCGACAGUAACAUGAACAAAAAGAACAAAAAGAAGAAGGAGGAAGAAGAAGUUGAGCUCCCGAUCAUACCGUAUCACGUCACCAUCUGCACCGGUCUGGAGCGCGACGCGGGCACCACCAGCAGGGCUUUUGUGAUCAUCAUCGGGGCCAAUCACACCCAGACAGAGAGGUUGUGGCUGGACCUGCCGGACGGGGUGCAGGGCUUUGAGGCUGGCUCUCUGGAGAGCUUCAAGUCCCACGGUUCAGACGUGGGGGAGAUCAAAAAGGUCGAGCUCGGCCAUGAUGGGGCCACUCCUGAGAGCUGCUGGCUGGUUGAUGAGCUGUCUGUUGCUGUGCCAACCAAAGGGGUCAAAUAUAUCUUUGCCUGCAAGUGCUGGCUGGCCAAAGAUCGAGGAGAUGGUUUGACUUCCAGAGUGUUCAACGUGCUGGAUGCAGAGGCCAUUUCUAUCUCCAAGCAGAUCAUUUACGAGGUUACCGUAGUAACAGGAGACGUCCAGAACGCGGGGACGGACACCCUGAUCUACAUGUCUGUGUUCGGAGCCAACGGCAGCACAGAGGAGAUGCUGCUGCAGAAGAACGAGGACAGGUUUGAGCGCGGUCAGGAGGACACCUUCAACAUGGAGAUCGAUGACAUCGCCCCGCUGAGGAAGAUGAGGCUGCGUAUCGAUGGCUCCGGCAGUCGACCUGACUGGUUUCUGGAUCAGGUGAUCAUGCGUAACCUGACAACGGAGGAGGUGUCUGUGUUCACCUAUGAGGACUGGCUGUCCAGGUUACGUGGGCCCAAGAGAACCAUGAUCUGCGAGAUGGCUGCUGUGGUGGACGAGGAGAUGAUGGUGGAGCUCACCACCUAUACCAUCCAGGUCAAGACCAGUGAUUGUGCAGGCGCCGGCACUGAUGCCAACGUGUGGAUCAUCAUUUUCGGAGAGAACGGAGACACGGGGACGCUGGCGCUGAAAGAGUGCAACAAGUCCAACAAGUUUGAGCGCAAGCAGGUGGACACAUUCCGCUUCUCGGAUAUCCUCAGCAUGGGAGAUCUCUCCAAAGUACGCGUCUGGCACGACAACUCAGGUCCUGCACCAGGAUGGCACUUAGACUAUAUCGACGUGAAGGAUGAGAUCAUGGACAAAACUUUCCGUUUCCCCUGCGACCGCUGGCUCGCCAAGAACGAUGACGAUGGACAGAUCAUGAGAGAACUGGCCUGCGCUAACAACGACUACUUAGACCUCAACGAGAAGACGAAGUAUGAAAUUUGUGUCACGACUGGAGACAUGGACGAAGCAGAGACCAAAGAAAAUGCCUGGAUUGUACUCGAGGGGAGGAAGGGCCGAUCAAAAGAAUUUGUAAUGGAGAACUCCUCGAAGAAGAAGCGGUUCUUGCGGGGAAAUGUUGACAGGUUCGAGUUUUCGUCCAAGAACCUGGGUGACAUCGCCGGUAUCUGCCUGGGCCACACACCCAAGGACGGAAAGAAAGUAAAGGGGGAGAUUUACUGGUAUGUGGAGGAGGUCGUCGUCACCGAGAGGGAACUGGGAAACAAGUACUUCUUCGCCUGCAAUGCCCUCAUCCCUCUUUCUCCGAAGAGGGACGAUUUCUUGACCUUCGAGUGCACAAAGACCCUGGAGAGCUUUGCCAGUAAGGCUCGAAGCCUGGUGCCCGUCAAGUACGAGAUCAUCGUGAUCACAGGCGACGAGAAGGGAGCGGGGACAGAUGCCAACGUGUUCAUCACCAUCUACGGCUCCAAUGGGGAUUCGGGCCGUCGGCAGCUGCGGCAGAAGUUCCGCAACCUCUUCGAGCGCGAGCAGACGGACCGCUUCCUGCUGGAGAUGCUGGACAUGGGAGAGCUGCAGAAAGUCCGGAUGGAGCACGACAACUCCGGUCUGAGUCCCAGCUGGCUGCUGGACCGCGUGGAGGUCACCAACACGGCCAACGGCGUCACCACCAUCUUUCUCUGCGGGAAGUGGUUGGACACUAAGAGGGCUGACGGGCAGAUCUUCAGGGUCCUCUACCCGAAAUAUUAGAAAAAAAGUAUUACUGCAGAGAGAUCUCCCCUCAUGUUUAACAGCAAAGACCAAAGAGAUUCUGCUCUGGCACGUUUUAUAUCUCAGGAACUGAGACGUAUUUUUACAUUCAUAUUGUUUUUUUUUUUUUUUUAAAUGAUAUCAUGGUUGAAUAUUUAAUGCUACCUGUGAACGAAAUACUGUGACAAUAUCUCCUCGGUCAGGAAACAGAACGUGCCAUUCUUUAUACGAUUCAUAUGUCAGGGAUGGUUCUCCUCAGUUGCUUUGUUAUACCGGAGGUUUUAUAAAAGAUUAAACUCUUUUGUGAUACUCGUAA